GUCCUCGAGUCAAUCACAAUUUUUGCGACGUCAAAAAAAUAAAUACUACAUACUAAAAUACAAGUUCAUUUGAAACAUUAAAUUGCUAUCACAAAAAUACUCUUUUUUGUUAAUUAAAUUUUUUUUUUUUUUUGUAUUUAUUAUUAAAAAAUGUGUUUUGUGACUGUCAAGUGAUGAAACAAACAUUAAACUGCAUUAAACUUUAACAAUUAAAUAUUAUAUUGGCAUGAGUACUGCAGUGAAACAACAAUCAAUCAACAUAAUGCAACGAGGAUUGUUUUUGUGAUUUUCAAUUACCUAAUUAAUCAUCAACUUUGUAAGAAAAAUUACGACAAGUUUUAGUAGCACUUUAUUAUAUCAUAAAAAAACAUUUUGAUAAACCCUCAAUGCUUACUCUACGCCUUGUGUCAACACAUUUUUUAAAGCAACCAUAGGUAGCUACAAUUUGCCUCGGAAAACUUAUUAAAUAUUAUUUAUAUGAUGUGCCGUGAUAAAGAUAUGAAUCCUGUGCUACAAUUAUUGUGCUCAACAUUAAAAAUUAAAACAAAUAAUUGAUUUAAUAAUACAAAUAGCAGUCGUUGCUAUUACGGUUUUUCAUCUGAAUUAUCUGUCAUACUUCAAUCUGUGGAGAGCUGCAAAAGAGUGCAUUUGCGGCAGUGGGUCGCGGUGCAAACGGAUGGGAAUGAAACGAGUCCAGCAACAGGAUUCUCUUCAAGAGAAUCAACAAAAUAAAAAUCAGAUUCCACAACAAAUAUCAACAUCAACAUCAACAUCAUCUACAUCGACAAAUACAAUAAUAAUACGUGGACAAAAAAACAAUGAAAAAGAUGAAUCAAAAUUUUCAAGAGUUAAACGUGUUUUAACUGGUUCAUUACUACUUGGUCGUGGUAAUCGUGAAAAUAUAAAACGUUUUUUUGGUGUUAAUAUUGAAGAUGUUGAAUCGUACAAUGACACUGGUAUACCAUAUGUCGUAUAUAGACUGUGUAAUUAUAUUGAAAAUAAUGCAUUUAAUAAUCCAACAUUGUUUCGAUUAUCUGGUGGUAAUCCAAGAUUAACUGAAAAAUUACGUAAUUCAUUUGAAAGACGUGGUGAUGCUGAUCUUGAGGGUGCUGCUUGUCCAUCAACAGCAGCAACAUUAUUACGACAAUAUUUUAAAGAAUUACCACAACCACUUGUACCAUCAUCAAUGGUUGCACGACUUGUACAUAUUCAUUCUCAAGAAUUUGAAAAUAAUCAUGAAGCAUGGAUAGAAUUGACAAAUCAAUUGCUACAAAGUUUGCCAACAUGUCAUUAUAAAUUAUUGAGUUAUUUAAUAAUUUAUUUGAGCAAAUAUGAAUCACGUCAUGGACGAGAAUGUGGUGUUUGUGGUGUAUUUGCACCAGUUGUAUUACCCCAUGUACCACCAGCAACAACACUUCUCCGAGAUAUUCUCAAUGAAACAUCCAGACUAUUUAAAACACCAAAUUCCAUUUUCAGAGAUUCGAGCGACAAUUCUACUAGCCUAAUAACAAUUACCAAGGAUAAUAAUAAAGAUAUACUUUUCGCGCUGAAACCGCGUAAAAGAAAAGAUAAUAAUUGUGAAAAUUGUUGUCAAGAAAAUAAAUUGAUAAGAAGUAAUAGUGAAGAAAGAAUUUUAGUUAAUUCAACUAAAGAAUCAAAUAAAUCAAUAAGAAGAGUAAGCAGCCACGAGGAUUUUAAAACUUAUCGUCGUUUACAUAUUUUACAAUCAAUUGGCCAAGAGAUGGGUCACGGAGUUCGUUGUGGAGGUCUACCUCUUCAUGAACGAUCAACAAAUAUUUCACCAGUACCACCACCAGCAGCAGCAGUAACACAAGCAGCUUUACCAUCACCAUGUCAUCAAAUAAUAACAACAGAACGUCAAGAAUUUGAUGUUGAAAAUUUACGUUGUACUGAAAGAUUUAGUCGAAGUAUAAUACCACGUGGACGUCGUCAAGCACGUAGAAGAAAAAUUAAACUUUGUCAAAAUAAUAAUAAUAAUAAUAAUGAUGAUGAUGAUCAAAGUAAAGAAAAUGAUAAUAAUAAUAAAACUGAUGAAUCAUUUUAUUUCGAAUCAUCAUCAAAAAAUAAUCAAUCAACAACAGCAGCAGCAGCAGCAGCAUCAGCAACUAGUCAAAGUUUUUUAGAAAUGUUAAAUAGUGGACCCAGUAGAUCACCAUCACCAGCUCGUGCACUUGCUCGAGCAAGUGAUGAAGAUCCAAAUGAUCCAGAAAUAACAAAUUGGCAUUAUCAACAUCUUACCAAUGAAAAUUUAAAUAUUAUUAAUAAUGAAGAAAAAAACAAUGAAAAUUCAACAUAUCAUAUUAAUACAACAUUAUCACCAAGAAAUUCUCAAUUACUUUCAACAAGAAGAUUUUAUAAUGAUGAAAAUGACAAUUACGAAGACGACGAUGAUGAUUCAGAAUUAUUUAAUUUAACAACAAUACCACCAUUACCAUUACUACCACCACCACCACCACCACCACCAUCACAAAUAAUUAAAAAAAUUACAACAACAACAACAACAGAUAUUGAGUUGAAAAAUUUAACAAAAAAAAUAAAUGGCUUAAAGAAAAAAAUAAAAAAAUAUGAAGAACAAUUUGAAGAAAUGAAUGGCUAUCGUCCAAGUCAUUCAGAUAAAAUGAAUAAUCGUGAUAUUAAAAAAUUACUUGUUGAAUUAAAUAAAUUACGUAAAGAACAUAAAUUAUUAAAAGAAGAUUCAAUAAAUACAAAUAUAUUUCAUAAUAAUAAUAAUAAAAUAAAUAAAAUUGAUAAUUUAUCAUUACAAUGUAAAUUAAAAAAUAAUAAUAAUAAUAAUAAUAAUGGUAGUGAAAAAUCAAAUGCAUUAUUGAUGGAAGAAAUGGUUAAAGAUAUGGAAAAAAAAUUAACAGAUAAACGCUUAAAAUUAAAUAGAAAUAAAAAUAUUGAAGAAUAUAAUUAUGAUGAAUUAUUAGAUGAAAAAACAUCAUUACAAAAAGCAUUAUUACAAAUUGAGAGUAUUUUUGGUAGAGCAGUAUCAAAAGAAGAUCGUAUUGUUGUUCGUCCACUUUAUGAUAGAUAUAGAACAUUAAAAAGAUUAUUAAUUCGUGCUAGUUCAAGUAAACACAAAGAUAGUAUAUCUGAAUUGGCAACAAUACUUGAACAUGAGGCAAUGGAUUUUACAUCAUCAUCAUCAUCAUCAUUAGUAAUAAAUGAUGAAAAUAAACAACAACAACAACAAGUUACCCUAAAUGAUUGUAUUGAUUCAUCAUCAUUAUUUACAACAGAUAGUGAUAGUCAACAGAGUAGUAGUGAAGAAAGUCGUGGUAUUGCUGCUGUUGUUGUUACUAGUGGAACAAGUGAAAUUUUACACUCAAUGCCAUAUGAUGAUUUAAUUGCACAAAAAAUUAUAAUAAGAGAAGAAAAAAAACGUUUAAGAAGAUCAUUAAAAGAAUUUGAAAUGGAAUUUGAGCUAAAAACUGGUAGAAAAAUGCAAAAAGAUGACAGAGGUAAACAAAUACAAAUUAUUUAUGAAUCUUAUAAACAAACAAAGGGUAAAUUACGUUUAAUUGAAGCAUUGAUUGCUAAAAAUGGUUGACCAAAUUGUUAUUUAUUUAUUUUUUUAUUUUACUUACAUUUUACUAACAUUAUUAAUGAAUAAUAAAUAUUUAUUUAUAAUCUUAUGGAAAAAUGUUGAUUAAAAAUAAUAAAUUGUUCAAGUUUAUCAGAUGAAUCAGCGUCAAGU
Molecule: messenger RNA, 3721 nt
Organism: Aphidius gifuensis
Lineage: Eukaryota; Metazoa; Arthropoda; Insecta; Hymenoptera; Braconidae
Product: protein FAM13A
Exons: 7
Coding region: 677-3574 (965 amino acids)
Biological process (GO): signal transduction
Source: RefSeq, a predicted model, not a curated record